GAGAGAGAGAGAGAGAGAGAAAGAGAGAGCUUGCUGGUUUGCAGCCAUGGCGUCACUGUGUCUGCCGCUCGGCCUCUCUGUAUAACCCAUUUUGAAAUUUCCGUGGUAAUGGCGACUCGUGGGAUGAAAUGGCCUCCUGAGACAAUCAACGUCCAGAAAUUCGCUGAGUCCCGAGCUUCAGAGCUCGAGUCUCUCCACAGCAUCGUAGCGAACCGAUUGGGCAACGAUUUCCGGUCGCGGAGAAGUAAGAGGAGGCGAACGACGUCGUUUGCAUAUAAAGCCGCUAAAAAAAGAUGUAUACGUCGUGUUAGCCUAGACCGGAGCGAUAAUGCUAACAAAAGCAGUAGUAACAAAGAUGACGGCGGCGAAAACGCUCGCAUUCCUCGCCGCAUUCGUAGGAGAGCUCAACUUAGAAUAAACCCCGAAAAGGGUUUUUCUACUUCUGGGGAUGGGACAAAAUGGCUCAGAACGCAUGUUUGGCAUGCAAAGCGCUUCACCAUGACAAAACUCUGGGGUUUUCACCUUCCUCUGGGUCUUCAUGGCAGGGGAAGGGGUUCUAGAGCUCUGUUGAAGUGGUUCAGACAUAACGUGCUCAUUCAUGAUGCAAGCUAUCAUGUUGCUGUCCAAUUGGAGGGUCCCGAGGAUUCAUUGUUGUCAAUUUUAAGAAUGGUACUGGUUCCUUCUCCUUUGGUUCAUAUUGAUGAUAUUUCCCACUCGGUCAAGUCUGGUGUCAUCUAUAAUAAUGCAAUGCUUCAUCAUGUUGGUGCACCUGUUUCUAAGCCAGUUGCCCCUGUGAUCUAUAUGUGGCGACCUUGUCAGAAUACAGAUACUGAGGUUGCCCAUGAUAGUGAAGGAUGUAACAAACCAGAGAUUACAGAGUGCUAUUCUUCUUUUCGGCAGCUUUGGGUGUGGAUACAUGCUUCUGCUUUUAGGGAAGGAUAUGGUGUUCUUAAAUUUGCUUGCCAGAAAGAGAUGGAUGAGAGAGGCAUCUUGAUUAAUUGUAUUUCACUUGAAGGUGAACUUGCAAGAUUAGAAGUUAUGGGAUUAAAGGCAUUUCAGCUUCUUCAAAAGACAUUGAAUCCUGUUACUCAGAUUUCAGAGAAUUCAAGGCAUUCAGUUUCUAAAGCUGAUGAUAAUACAAAAGUGAAAAGGUUUUCUGUACUUGAAAAUGAGGAGCAUGUAUCUUCUAAUGCAGUGUUAUCUCUUACUGUCAUGGACCCUCGCACAUUGAGGAAUGGAAAAAAGACUGCAGAUGCUCUAGAGUCAGAAUCUACUGGUGUGGAAGCUGUUAUUCCGAGAGAUGGAAUUGACGAGCAAUGUGCAUCAGAAGAAAUUUCACACAAAGAUAACAAGUCACUUUCAUUGUUGUGCUCAGAACCUGGAGGUGAUAGGGUGCUCUCUGGCAGGGAUUUGUGGGAUGCUAGGAGUGGUAUAAGUCCUCCGGUGGAAGAGAGCAUUCUUUGUAAGGAAAAACAUGAUCUACAAAAGAAUUUCUUCUGCCUUGGUGAUCCAACUUCAGGGACACUAAAUGCUUCAACCGACGUUCAGUGCUCAAGAUAUUGUCCUAUUCUGCUUUUGAAAAAUAAGAACCAGAAGGGCUUGGAUAUUGGGUGGUCUAUUAUACUACCCUUAAGUUGGGUCAGGGCCUUUUGGAUUCCUCUUGUCUCUAAUGGGGCUCAUGCAAUAGGUUUGAGAGAGAAGCAUUGGAUAGCAUGUGACGUGGGUUUGCCAUAUUUUCCUUCAGAUUUUCCUGAUUGUGAUGCAUAUUCAUGCUUUAAGGCAACUGAAGCUGCUGCCUCUAAUCUUCAAGAGGAACUUCGGCCUCCAGCCAUUAGACCUUUGAAGGUUCCCAUUCCACCACCAUGGGAUGGUGUCCAAAUUACUUUAAACAGAGGAUUCAUUAAAGAGGGAGAUCCUCAAGUUUGUACUGAACAUGACAGUGACAGUUUACUACCAAACUCAGAGUGUGCAGAUUGUAAUGUUAAAUUACGUGGUAAUUUGUUAGAUGGUUUUGUUGCAAGAACAUCUUGUAUGCUGACUGAUUUCUUAAAUGAAAUCCAAGGCAAUCAUUUACUUUUAUUUCCAAACAAAAUAGCGGACAGAAAUACAAGUAUCUUAAAGGUUGUGAAAAGUGGAGAUGUACCUGGGCAGAGCCAAAAUAGGAUUACCAAUAUUAUUUACAAUGGUAAACUAUGUCUCCUUAGAGUCACUCUUCAUGCUUAUUCCAGAGGUUGCUUUGAAGAGGGAGCAGUUGUUUGUGCUCCUUUUCUAACUGAUAUAUCAUCAUCAACGUCAAGGUCAGAGAACAUUGAGGGAGGGCUUCAAAUUCCCCAGUCUGCUGUUACGUCGUACUUCAAAGAGCAAUCUUCUGGUAAGUGGGAACUCCAGAUACCAGAGGACGACAAUGAUAAUAUAUCCCAUCGGUGGCCUAUAGGCUUUGUCACAACUGGAUUUGUUCGAGGGAGCAAGAAGCCAGUGGCAGAAGCAUUUUGUGAGGCAGUCCUGCUUGCGCAACUCAGACAGGUGCAAUGGAAUGAGAUGUCAGUGAAGAGAAGGCGGAAAGAGAUAUAUGUUCUCGUCAGGAAUCUAAGAUCAUCUGCAUAUAGACUUGCUCUUGCCACCAUAGUCCUGGAACAGCACGAAGAUGUAGAGUACCUCUGAGUCUUGACUUACUACCAUCCAGUCCCUUUUUGGUAAAUGUGGUAUGUAAUGGAGGAAUAAGAAGCAUGAUUUUUUCCUUUUUCUUUUUUUUUUUUUUUUCUUUUUUUAGAGUUUAUAGCUCGAUUCUUUUUUCUUCGGAUAGAAAUGCUAGGGGAUGAGAGAGAAUCAGGCAGGCGGUAGAAGGACAACAGUACUGUUGUUGUAUUUCAUGUAAUAAAUAAGUGAAAGCUCCCCCCCAAAAAAAAAAGAAAGUAUAGUUUUGAAA
Messenger RNA from Ziziphus jujuba (common jujube), 2926 nucleotides. RefSeq names its product ribonucleases P/MRP protein subunit POP1. The record is from RefSeq and is a predicted model, not a curated record. Gene Ontology annotation, biological process: tRNA 5'-leader removal. Lineage: Eukaryota; Viridiplantae; Streptophyta; Magnoliopsida; Rosales; Rhamnaceae. Gene Ontology annotation, cellular component: ribonuclease MRP complex; nucleolar ribonuclease P complex. The transcript is spliced from 10 exons. Bases 109 to 2661 code for a protein of 850 amino acids.